ACGGGGCUCUCUGCACCUGGAAAGGGGAGAAGGUUGGGCGUUUGGCUUUCCCGAAAAGCCAGGCUUCUGCCAUCAUGUGUCUAAGGGCUAUUUUGCCUUCGCGAGAGGAAGGCACUCUGUACUUGUCCAGAGGCACUCUUCUCCUUCAAAAAGCACGCCUGACUACCGCAUGCUGAUUUUCCAAGCAGGCAGGGGAGCAAUUGGAUAAAAAAUGGAGGAGUGAGGUGGGAAUUAGGUUCGAGGAGAGGCAGCUGACAGUCUCCAGGUGGUCCUCCACUUACGACCACGAUGGAGCCCAGAAUUUGCGUGGCUAAGUGAGAAAUUGAUUGAGCUUGGUCCCAUUUUACGGCUUUUCUUGGUGGUUAAAUUAGGUUGUUAAGUGAAUCUGUCUUCCCCGUUGACUUUGCUGCCCGGAAGGUCGCAAAAGGUGACCCACAAGUGACUCCGUGUGGGGAUGCUGCAAGGGUCACAAGUAUGAAAAAUGGCCAUAAGUCGCUUUUUCCCAGUGCCAGUUUGUAACUUCGAACAAACUGGCGUAAGUCGAGGACUGCCUGUAUAGUGGUUGGGUGAAAAGACAUGGGUCAGGUCAGGCUACAGCUGCAUUGUUGAUCUUCGGUCACGGUGGCUUGGUUUGGCAUAAUGGCUCAAGAACAUUUGGAGCCGGGUGGGUUCUACUUACCUUUACUACAGGUUUGCAAUGGGGCCGCGUGCUCUUCUGCGCAUGCGCAGAAGUACUCUGAUGAUGUCAGGGUAGGUGGGCGGAGCCUCCCGCCAGUUUUACUACCGGUUCUAUAGAACCAGUCCGAAGCAGGGGCAACCCACCACUGAUCUGGAGACCCAAGGUUGAGAAAGAAAGGCUGGAGGAGUUGUGUUAAACCUAGGAGGGUUCCUUUGUGUAUUUUGUUUUAUGUAUUUGGGGAGGGGAGGUGGGUUGUGUGUGGAUGGCUAGAAAGUGUCUUUGGAAAUAAGGUGGGGAGAAUCUGCUUGGAUAAAGGAGAAGAUUUUGCUAUUGGGUGUACAAUCCAGUUCUCUUUGUAAGUGUAUGCAGAAAACUUUUUAAAAUUUCCCAAGAUGACACAAUGAAGGAUAUGAGGAAGAAUGUAUAAGAGUAAACCAACUGAGUAAGAGAGUGUUUCAGAUACUGUAUGUGUGAAGUAUAUAUAUGAGCUUUUAGAGAAUGACAAAGUAAUGGAAGAUUAUAAUUUCAAGAUGGGUCAUUAUGAAAAAGGAUGAUGAAUGCUAAGAGUGAUGACCUUUGAAUGAACAAUAAAAGGGAGGAGUAAAUUUUAAUGUAUUAGACACACACUGCUGACAGAAGUUUCAUGUUACUAGCCCAACCGAAUUGUUCCACUGUUAAUUGCUUCCUGCUUAUGGUUUCAGUGAAGUCUGUAAAACAUUUAUACUUACUUGAACUAGGAACUCAAUAGAAGGAAGUUACACAGAUGCUUAUUACGAUAUGCCUUGGCUGGCUGGUUGAGAAAGAUAUUGGCUAUUCCCAAAUGGAUGUUAGCUGGUGCACAUAAUAGGAUGUGUGCUGGAUCUUUUCAUGGAGACUAAAAGUACACUUGAAAAAAGAUAAACAGCUAAUGGCUUCUGAAUCAAUGGUCCCAGAGCAAGGAAAACAUACGGUGACCGGAAAAAGACAUCAAAAGCAGGAAAGGACACCUUUGAACUGUGAUGGGGAAGAAGACACGUUUGUAUUUGAAGCAAAUGAAGCUUGGAAGGAUUUUCACAGCUCUCUUCUCCAUUUCUAUGAAGCCGGGGAGCUUUGUGACGUGACGCUAAAGGUGGGCUCAAAAUUGAUUACCUGUCACAAGCUUGUCCUGGCUUGCGUUAUACCUUACUUCAGAGCCAUGUUUCUUUCGGAAAUGGCAGAAGCUAAACAAUCAUUGAUUGAAAUCAAAGAUUUUGACGGUGAUGCCAUUGAAGACUUGGUCAAGUUUGUGUAUUCCUCCCGACUAAUGCUGACAGUUGACAAUGUCCAGCCUCUCUUAUAUGCUGCCUGCAUUCUCCAAGUGGAGAUAGUGGCCAAAGCUUGCUGUGAGUACAUGAAGCUGCAUUUUCACCCUUCCAAUUGCCUGGCAGUGAGGGCCUUUGCAGAGAGUCACAACCGUAUUGACUUGAUGGACAUGGCUGACCACUAUGCCUGUGAACACUUUGUUGAAGUGGUGGAAUGUGAAGACUUUGUGAGUGUAUCACCUCAGCAUCUUCAUAAACUCUUGUCUUCAAGUGACCUGAGCAUUGAGAAUGAAAAGCAAGUUUAUUGUGCUGCUAUUAAAUGGCUUUUGGCCAAUCCCCAGCACCAUGCUUUAUGGUUAGAUGAAAUAGUUGCUCAGGUACGCCUGCCUCUGUUACCUGUUUGUUUCCUUAUGGGAGUUGUUGCAAAAGAACAAAUAGUCAAGCAGAACUUAAAAUGCCGAGAUUUGUUAGAUGAAGCAAGAAACUACCACCUUCAUUUAAGCAGUCAUACGGUACCAGAUUUUGAAUAUUCUGUUCGGACAACCCCAAGGAAACACACAGCAGGUGUCCUUUUCUGUGUUGGAGGACGUGGGGGAUCAGGCGACCCAUUUCGCAGUAUUGAAUGCUACUCAAUAAAUAAAAACAGCUGGUUUUUUGGCCCUGAAAUGAACAGUAGAAGGAGGCAUGUAGGAGUAAUCUCUGUGGGAGGGAAAGUUUAUGCUGUGGGUGGGCACGAUGGAAAUGAGCACCUAGGCAGCAUGGAAGUGUUUGAUCCUCUCACAAAUAAAUGGAUGAUGAAAGCAUCAAUGAAUACCAAAAGGAGAGGAAUUGCUCUCGCCUCUCUUGGAGGCCCCAUUUAUGCCAUCGGAGGCUUAGAUGAUAACACUUGCUUCAGUGAGGUGGAGAGAUACGACAUGGAAUCGGACCAGUGGAGCGGAGUUGCAUCUAUGAAUACCCCUCGCGGAGGAGUUGGUUCUGUAGCUCUUCUGAAUAAUGUAUAUGCCGUCGGUGGAAAUGAUGGUGUGGCUUCUCUGUCUAGUGUGGAGAAAUACGAUCCUUAUCUUGAUAAAUGGAUAGAAGUAAAAGAAAUGGGUCAGCGGAGAGCUGGCAAUGGGGUUAGUGAACUUCAUGGCUGCUUAUAUGUGGUAGGUGGUUUUGACGACAAUUCUCCACUCAGCUCGGUUGAGAGGUUUGACCCUCGCACUAAUAAGUGGGAAUAUGUAGCAGAACUAACAACUCCUAGGGGUGGAGUUGGCAUAGCAACAUUAAUGGGCAAAAUUUUUGCUGUUGGAGGACAUAAUGGGAAUGCUUACCUGAACACAGUGGAAACCUUUGAUCCAGUAGCAAACAGAUGGGAGCUUGUGGGCUCCGUGUCUCACUGCAGAGCUGGGGCAGGAGUUGCUGUGUGCUCUUGCCUAAGCAGUCAAAUUCGUGAUAUGGGUCAAGGAUCUAGCAACGUGGUGGACUGCAUGUGAAUUUGGAUUGAAGCCUGCGAUGAUUGUGAAAUGCUUUCAGCCUCCUUUACUAUUGUACAAAGACUUCUGAAUGUUUCAAGCAAUAUCUGUAAAUAUACUAGGAUAGUUUUUGUAUGAAAAUCUGAGUGCUGUGGAAGUUUUAAAAUAUUUACUUACAAUAAAAACUUGAAAAAAAAUUUAAAAAGUGUUCCACAAAAAUAGAAGAUGUCAUUCAACGGAGGCUUAAAAUACAUCUUUCUAUCUUCAUAGAAAAUUUGAUGAGUGAUUUCGUUUCAGUUAUUAGCUUACAAAGUAUUCCAGAAUGUAAGGACUAUCUGUCAAUCUUAUUUUGUAGUUUUCUCAGAUACACCUUCUGAAAUGCUUAUACAUUAGAAGAAUCCAUCAAGACCCCACAAAGACAUCUAUAAAGUAUACAUCUUUGACUAUUGUACUAUGCAAGACUUUUUGGGGGAAAACUUCAAUGGAAGAAUCAAUGGACAAAAGCAUCAGUGGCUAUUUGGGUUUUUAGAAAUUGUAUUUAUUUAUUUAUUAUUAGGUAUAUGGUUGCCUACAACCAGUGCCACAACCUUUCAAGAAAAACAAGAACUAGGGACUGUCACAUUAUAAAAGGGAAAAAUACUCUAUUGAUUAAAUCAGAACAUUUCUUA
Messenger RNA from Pantherophis guttatus, 4081 nucleotides. RefSeq names its product kelch like family member 8 (gene KLHL8). Gene Ontology annotation, molecular function: protein binding. NCBI's taxonomy places the organism in Eukaryota, Metazoa, Chordata, Lepidosauria, Squamata, Colubridae. The record is from RefSeq and is a predicted model, not a curated record.